Spodoptera littoralis (African cotton leafworm) is the source of this 5208-nucleotide messenger RNA. NCBI's taxonomy places the organism in Eukaryota, Metazoa, Arthropoda, Insecta, Lepidoptera, Noctuidae. The record is from the annotation of a GenBank genome assembly.
AUGCGGCGGGUACCGAAGCAGGCCAGCGCCUUCACAAAGUUCCGGCUGUUGAUGUGGAAGAACUUCCUACAACAAUGGAGACACAGAAUUCAAACAGCCUUGGAAAUACUACUUCCAGUUCUAACCAUGACAUUAGUGCUACUUCUCCGAUGGCAGAUAGAACCAGCAGAAAGAGAGACACUCACCUACCCGCCUAUAAGAGCACACACACUCAACUAUUCUGCACAAGUACUGUUCGGCAUGAAUUACACUAAACUAUCGAUUGCCUUCUCACCAUCUAGUCCUAUAUUAGAAGACGUAGUUAAAACUGCAGUCUCUAAUUUACUACUAUAUAACAUGGAAGAUUUAAUUGCUCACUUACCAGUGGAAAUAGAAUUACCACCUACCAUUGAAAUAAAUUCUACCGCUAUUAUUGACUGGAUAAAAUCUCGUAUAACUGUAGAAUCUUAUAAAAAUAGUCAUGAAACUAGAGGGAUUUAUAUAGAAGAAGAAAAUACGCGAAAGGUUAUAGCGGUCGUAGAGUUUGACGAUAAACUAUACGGCGCAGAGGCAUUGUCCAAUAAUUUGUCAUACUCACUAAGAUUCCCCGAGAGACCUCGUCUUAAUUCAUUAUUCCAAACUGGAGGUCGCACUUGGAGAACAGAUGCCGUUUUCCCUGUUUUCGAAACCCCUGGUCCCCGAUUUUCGAAAUCUUGGGAAGGUGGGAACGACCCAGGUUAUAUAAACGAAAUGUUCAUAGCACUACAACAAGUUAUUUCAACUGAAUUGAUAACAAGAUCAACAGGAGUAGACUUGAGUGAAUUCAGAGUGUACUUACAGAGGUACCCUCACCCACCGUACGUCAGGGACAUGGCACUUGACCUUCUGCAGUUUAUGUUCCCUAUGUUCAUCAUGUUAAGCUUCAGUUACACUGCAAUCAACAUUACAAGGGCGGUCACGGUAGAAAAGGAAUUGCAACUAAAGGAAACAAUGAAAAUUAUGGGUCUACCUACCUGGUUGCAUUGGACUGCAUGGACCUGUAAACAGUUUUUGUUUUUGUUAAUAUCCGCAAGUUUGACAGUGAUACUUUUAAAGAUAAAUUGGUUUACAAACGAAGACGGGUUCAGUGACUACGCAGUGUUUACUAACACGCCUUGGACAGUUCUGAUGUUUUUCAUGAUGCUGUACCUAACAUGCACGAUAUUUUUCUCUUUUAUGAUGAGCAGCUUUUUCUCCAGAGCUAGUACAGCAGCGUUGUGCACUGUAGUUGUCUGGUUCCUCACAUACAUCCCUGCCUUCCUCCUGGCAAUGGACAUCAACAUGUCUACCGCAGUUCAAGUCUUCACAUGCCUUAGUAUUAACUCUGCGAUGUCUUAUGGAUUCCAGCUUUUGCUUGCCAAGGAAAGUACUGGAGGCUUGCAGUGGGGCGAGUUUAUGGCGUCACCAGGGACGGACUCUGCUCGCUUCGUGUUUGGCCACGUGGUCAUCAUGCUUGUGGUGGAUUGUGUCAUCUAUAUGCUGGUUACCCUCUACCUCGAACAAGUGCUGCCUGGACCGUUUGGCACGCCCAAACGUUGGUACUUCCCGUUCCAGUUGCGGUUUUGGUUCCCCAAUUAUAAAUCAGGUUCGGUUUUGGUUUUGGAAAAUGAGAACAGUGACUUUGAAGACAUCAUAAAGGAAAAAGAACCUACUGACCACGACGUGGGUGUUAAAAUGCAUAAUUUAACAAAAAUCUUCGGAGCUAAUACGGCGGUCAACAACUUGUCUUUGAAUAUUUAUGACGAUCAAAUCACAGUACUACUUGGGCACAAUGGUGCUGGGAAAUCAACCACGAUAUCAAUGUUGACAGGCAAUUUGGAGGUAACCCGGGGUACUGUGACUGUUGCUGGAUAUGAUAUGACACACGAAGGUUCUUUGGCUCGUGCCCAUAUUGGCUUAUGUCCUCAACACAAUGUACUAUUUAAUGAACUCACUGUCAGAGAACAUUUGGAAUUCUUUGCCAGGUUGAAAGGAUUUCAUGGAGCUGAGCUCAAGUCUGAGAUUGAUACUCUUAUUGAAAAAUUGGAACUACAAGAGAAGCGAGACUAUCCUUCUAAUGGUUUGUCUGGAGGUCAAAAGCGACGCUUAUGUGUUGGAAUAGCUUUAAGUGGAGCGGCACGUGUGGUACUACUUGAUGAACCAACAUCAGGAAUGGAUCCUUCUUCUCGACGAGCACUUUGGGAACUUCUGCAGAAGGAAAAGAAAGGUCGUUCGAUGAUCUUGACCACACAUUUUAUGGACGAGGCUGAUAUUCUCGGUGACCGAGUGGCUAUAAUGGCGCAAGGUCGCUUGCAGUGUGUGGGUUCACCUUAUUUCCUGAAACGUCAUUAUGGCGUCGGCUACACACUUGUAGUCGUUAAGGACGAUGACUUCGACUUCGAAGAAUGCACUGCACUUAUAAAUAGAUACAUUCCAGAUACUGUUGUCAAAGAAGACCGUGGUACGGAAAUUACUUAUAAUUUAAUCAAUGAUUAUUCAUACGCUUUCGAAGAAAUGCUAAACGAUUUGGAAAGGAAUAUGGAAACGAUAAAAUUCAAAAACUAUGGUUUAAUUGCUACCACUUUGGAGGAUGUGUUUAUGUCAGUCGGUUCGGACUUGGCACCUGUAAAUAAUUCAGACAAUGAUGACGCUAUUACGACUACGACGGACUCCACCAUUGACGACAUUUUAAAACAUGAACUUGAUUCGUCUUUAGAAGAAUUGGAUAGAGACGAAAGCAGUGUGACCGGUUUCCGAUUACUAUGUCAGCAAGUAUUAGCAGUGUGGAUGAAGAAGGGACUGAUACUGAUUCGUUCACCCUGGUUAAUGAUCCUGCAGUUCUGUGCUCCCAUCGUACUAAUCAAUGCCACGCUUGGAGUUAUGAGAUACGUAAUGGCCUUAACCCCAACUAUAAAAACAAGAUUUUUAUCAUUGGCUGAAGGAUUCACAAGUACAGAAACUCUGUUAAGUUUCAACGGUACAUUAGGGUCAUCUGUCGGCGCUAUCGUGGCAACAGCCUAUGAGGUGUUGUUCGCAGCCUCAGACGUGGCGAACAUGGGCUUGACUCGUAUUGGAAACCAACCUAUGGAGCAGUAUUAUCUAAAUAGGACAAUGGAUCCAGUGAUGUUGGGGCAAUUGCGUCACCAGAUCCUGAUUGGCUCUACAUUCGACGACAACAAUGCGACAGCUUGGUUCAGUAACUUUGGUUACCACGAUGUCGCUAUAUCCCUGGCUACCCUCCACUCGGCUAUUCUUAGAGCAUUCAACUCCAGUGCCCAGCUCAACGUUUACAAUCAUCCAUUGGAAGCUACUUAUAGUGACCAGACGGACAUGCAGAUGAUGAUUGCCAUGCUCUCUAUGCAGCUGUCUUCUGGUAUCGGCAGCAGCGUCAGUAUCGUUAGCGCUGUAUUCAUCAUGUUCUUUAUUAGGGAGCGCACAUCUGGCGCAAAGCUCUUACAGAAGGCCGCGGGAGUAAAACCAGCUGUGCUGUGGGGUAGUGCUGCUGUCUUCAACUGGUCGUGGUUCCUGAUCACUUGUAUCUCAAUUGUAGUCACCUGUGCCGCCUUCCAAGUUAUCGGGCUAUCUACUUUUCAGGAAUUGGGUCGAAUGUACUUGUGCGUAAUGCUGUAUGGUGCUGCAAUGUUACCGCUGGUGUACAUUGUGUCGUAUGCGUUCAAUGGCCCUGCUGUUGGCUUCGUCGGCUACUACUUUAUGAACGUAAUUUUCGGUAUGAUGGGUGCACAAGUGGUGGAAGCGCUAUCCUCUCCUCAGCUUGACACUGCAACCGCCGCUAAUAUACUCGACUACAUAUUACAGUUCUUCCCGCUUUACAGUUUAAUUACUGCGAUCAGAUUUUUGAACCAAGUUGGACUGCGCGAAUACACUUGUCUUCAAAUGUGCGAGUACGUACAAGCAGUGACUCCUAGUUUUCAGUGCACGAUGGAAAAUUUAUGUACACGUUACGAAGAAUGCUGUGUCGAGCCGAAUGCUUACUUCAAUUGGAGUCAGCCAGGCAUAUCUCGAUACUUGACAUGUAUGAUUGUAUCGUGCAUCUUGUUCUGGACUAUUCUCAUGAUCAUCGAGUACAGAGUCUUCCAGAAGUUAUGUACGAUUAAGAAGACCCCACCGCCACUAGACGAGAGUAUAAUGGACCAGGACGUUCGAAACGAGGCGCAGCGCGCGCGCAGCGUGCUGCCUUCGCAACGUUCCGAGCAUGCGCUGAUCGCCAAUGGUCUCUCCAAGUACUAUAAAAAACACCUUGCCGUAAACCAAAUCUCAUUUGGCGUUAACGACGGCGAAUGUUUCGGUUUAUUGGGUGUGAACGGUGCCGGUAAGACCACCACCUUUAAGAUGUUAAUGGGGGACGAGUCUAUCUCAAGCGGCGAAGCGUUUGUUAGUGGACAUUCUGUGGAGAAAAGUCUUGGCAAAGUACACCAGAAUAUCGGUUACUGUCCCCAGUUCGAUGCUUUGUUUGGUGAACUCACGGGUCGUGAGACGCUGCAUAUGUUUGCUAUGAUGAAGGGUCUGCGUCUACGCAGUGCUGCACCAACUGCUGAAACAUUGGCACAUGCACUCGGUUUCCUCAAACAUCUUGACAAAAGGGUAAAUCAAUAUUCAGGAGGAACGAAAAGAAAGUUGAACACGGCAAUAGCAUUCUUGGGUCGAACACGUCUUGUGUUCGUAGAUGAGCCAACCACUGGAGUAGAUCCUGCCGCUAAACGACAUGUAUGGCGAGCAACGCGUGGCGUACAACGUGCUGGCCGCGGCGUAGUGCUGACGUCACACAGUAUGGAGGAGUGCGAAGCUCUUUGCUCACGGCUCACUAUCAUGGUCAACGGAAAAUUCCAGUGUUUCGGCACACCACAACAUCUUAAGAACAAAUUUUCCGAAGGAUUCACGUUAAUUAUUAAAUUGAAAAUGGAAGACAGAGACAAUGACACUGCUUCGAUACACAGCUCACGUAGUGUAGUGGACGCCGUCAAAGAAUUCAUUACUCAAAAUUUCCGGAAUCCACGUAUCAUGGAGCAAUACCAAGGUCUCCUGACAUACUACCUUCCAGACCGUAGCAUGGCGUGGUCACGGAUGUUCGGCAUCAUGGAGCGCGCUAAGAGGGACUUGGAGAUCGAAGACUACAGUAUCUCACAGACCACACUAGAACAAAUAUUCCUACAGUUUACCAAGUACCAGCGACAAGCAUACGAAUUACUAUAG